Molecule: messenger RNA, 4431 nt
Organism: Podospora pseudopauciseta
Lineage: Eukaryota; Fungi; Ascomycota; Sordariomycetes; Sordariales; Podosporaceae
Molecular function (GO): protein binding
Source: RefSeq, a predicted model, not a curated record
GGAGAUUAGAAGUGAUUUCAUGUCGUUGUUUAUGUAGCUAUCGAUUAGCUAUCGAGGAUGCCUUCCAGAGUUCUGCCUGCAGAUGGCGGCCUCAAAACGUUUUGGGAAGUUUCUAUUGGCGCGUGGGCCAGCCACAUCAUGUCGUUGGGCUUCAACUCCGCGGUAACCGCUCAGAAAAUCCAUCUUCGAUCUCUUCAACUAUCUUUGACACAACUGCGACAGAUACGUCCCUAAUCGAGAGUGCACGAGAAGGUCAUGGCUGGCAGUCUAAGGAAGAGGUUUGGAUUGUUCAGAUGGAAAAAAGAGAGUCGGGAGAAGUCGAAGGCACAGGACGGUCCGGAAAUACAUGGCAGCAUCGCCUCAGCGAAUUCAUCAGAAGUUUCCGUUCUUCGCCCUGAGAAAGCCGCUUCAUCGACCACAGUAACCCCUUCACUCCCGCAAUCGACGAUAAAUGCCUCUCAAACCCCCGCUCCAGCAGUACCGCCUACCCCUUCAAGCAAAACAUUGGCCGUUCUGAGCAACACCAGCGAUAAGGCCGCAAGGGCACCUCAAACGGCAACAGAUGGCCAAGCAGUAGAGAUCGGAGAAAACUUGGUUGCGGAUGCCUCUCUUUGGGAUAGAGCCUACGAUGCUCUCAAGGAAGAAGAGCCCGAUCGAGUCACUGAGUAUGAGCAGCUUUUGUCUAGGGUGCUUAUUAGAGUCCCAUCUAUAUCCCAGCUAGCGUCGAACCAGACGGACGAUGUUAAGAUUGCGAAUCAAGUCCCCCAGAACGAUCCGAUCGCACGCCGCAAGAAGCUGAAAGAGAUAACGGAACUUGGUCUGAAGCAUAUGGAAGACAAGAAGGUUAGCACAACACUACUGGGACACGAGAUUGUCCUCCAGGAUGCUGUGGCAAAGGUCGCCGGAGCUGUGGAGUGGGUCGAGGGCCAUGUCAAGGACGCCAUCAAGGACCUACCAUACGCCUCCAUCGUCAUGGCAGGCGUGUCCCUCGUGCUCCCCCUCCUGAAGAACCCCGCCGCCGCUGAAGAAGCGAACCGGGAUGGGUUUGCCUACGUCACGUCACAGAUGCGUUACUUCGCCGUAAUGGAGUCGUUGUUGUUACCUCAAGACAUGAAGCCCGACUUGAAGGGCGACCUUACGGAGCGUCUUGUUGACUUAUAUAAACUCAUCAUCGACUUUCAAAUACAGAGCGUCAUUCGGUUCUACCGCACUCAAACCAAGAACUUCUUCCGAGGAGCCAUCAACUACGACGGCUGGGAUCAGAAGCUGCAGUACAUCAAGGAUACCGACGUGGCGCUAGUUUCGAGGUUUGAGACGACUAUGUCUGCUAGCCGUCUUCAGGUGUUGAGGGAUCUUGCUGGGAGAGCAGAGGAAUCACGCAUAGCCCUUAACAGCCUGCUUGCCAAGGUGCAGGAACAUAUCGAAGUCUCUCGACAACAAUUAGGCGUUCUUCAGAAGAUCAGCCAGCAUAUAACGGAUCCCCAGGACCAUGCCUGUCUGCAAGGUCUCCGAAUAACCGAUCCGCAUGACGAUAAGAGCCGUAUCGAGCAAGCCAAAGGCGGCCUUCUGACAGGCUCGUACUGCUGGGUCCUCGACAACGACGAUUUCAGACAAUGGCGCAACAAUCAAGACAGCCGGCUGCUAUGGAUCAAGGGCGACCCCGGCAAGGGCAAGACGAUGCUGCUCUGCGGAAUCAUCGACGAGUUGACAAAGUCGAUCCCUAACACUACGACUGUCUCGUUCUUCUUCUGCCAGGCUACUGAUGCGCGUAUAAAUAACGCCACGGCUGUCCUUCGCGGCCUGAUAUUCCUUCUUGUCAGCCACCAGCCAUCGCUCAUCUCGCACGUACGGCAAAGGUACGAUCAGGCGGGGAAGCAACUCUUCGAGGAUGCAAAUGCCUGGGAGGCGCUGUCGAAGAUCUUCACCAACAUUCUUGAGGAUCCGCACCUGCAAAGCACCUACCUGGUCAUUGACGCGCUCGACGAGUGUACCCGAGACUUGAGCCGACUCCUCAACUUUAUCGCCAAGACGUCGUCGACAUACUCGGAUGUCAAGUGGAUCGUAUCCAGUCGCAACUGGCCGAAUAUCGAGAAGGGUCUUGACGAUGCGACACAGAAAGUAAGACUAUGUCUUGAGUUGAACGAAGAAUCUGUGUCUGCGGCUGUUGCCAAUUAUAUCCAGUCCAAAGUCGAUUUGUUAGCGAAACAAAACCAGUACGAUAACGACACGCGAGACGCUGUCCAGGCCUACUUGUCGUCGAACGCAUACGGCACUUUCCUCUGGGUAGCCUUGGUCUGCCAGGAACUUGCCGGUAUCUCGGGAUGGGAAGCUGAAGAAAUGCUGACGGCGCUUCCGCCCGGACUAGAUGCCCUCUACGAGCGGAUGAUGAGCCAGAUCUGCAGUUCAAGACACUCCAAGCUCUGCAAAAAUAUAUUGGCCGUCGUCUCGGUUGUGCGUCGGCCAAUUACGUUGGAUGAACUGCCGUCUCUGGUGGAUAUGCCCCCUCGAUGCUCUGGCAGUCGCGAAGUUCUGGCAGAAAUCGUAGGGCUUUGUGGCUCUUUUCUGACGCUCCGAGAUCACACUAUCGCGUUCGUUCAUCAGUCUGCCAAGGACUUUUUGGUCCAAAAGGCAUCUAGGGAAAUCUUCCCUUCCGGGAUACAACAUGUACACCGCUCUAUCUUCUCACGAUCGCUACGAGUUUUGGCCAAUAUACUGCGUCGUGACAUCUACGGCCUCAGCGCUCCUGGAUUCCCCAUCGACCAAGUUAAGCAGCCCAAUCCAGAUCCGCUAGCUGCAGCGCGGUAUUCGUGUGUAUAUUGGAUUGACCAUCUGAGUGAAUGCGACCCCACCCGCGAUGAGGUCGAGUCCAUUGACAGGUUUCUGCGUCGGAGCUACCUUUACUGGCUUGAAGCUCUGAGUCUUCUCCGUAUGAUGUCGGGUGGAGUCAUUGCUAUAGGGCGGCUCGAGGGCCUGCUAGAACGCGAGAAUCGGGAGCAGUUAACAAGCUUUGUUCGCGAUGCACACCGGUUUGCUCUAGCCUACAGAUGGAUAAUAGAGCAAGCCCCUCUUCAAGCAUAUGCAUCAGCCCUUGUAUUUGCACCAACUGGCAGCUUGGUAAAGAAAAUGUUCAAGGAAGAAAAGCCUGGAUGGCUUAGUACGGGACCAGUUGUAGAAAUGCAAUGGAAUGCCUGCACACAGACGUUAGAGGGCCAUGGCAGCUCGGUCUGGUCGGUCGCGUUCUCGCCGGACGGCCAGCGCGUGGCAUCGGGCUCGGACGACAGGACCAUCAAGAUCUGGGAUACGGCAUCGGGAUCCUGCACACAGACAGGGACAUGGCAGCUGGGUCAUGUCGGUCGCGUUCUCGCCGGACGGCCAGCGCGUGGUAUCGGGCUCGCACGACAGGACCAUCAAGAUCUGGGAUACGGCAUCGGGAUCCUGCACACAGACCGUGUGGCAUCGGGCUCGCACGACAACACCAUCAAGAUCUGGGAUACGGCAUCGGGAUCCUGCACACAGACGUUAGAGGGCCAUGGCGACUCGGUCAUGUCGGUCGCGUUCUCGCCGGACGGCCAGCGCGUGGCAUCGGGCUCGCACGACAACACCAUCAAGAUCUGGGAUACGGCAUCGGGAUCCUGCACACAGACGUUAGAGGGCCAUGGCAGCUGGGUCAUGCCGGUCGCGUUCUCGCCGGACGGCCAGCGUGUGGUAUCGGGCUCGCACGACAGGACCAUCAAGAUCUGGGAUACGGCAUCGGGAUCCUGCACACAGACGUUAGAGGGCCAUGGCGACUCGGUCAUGUCGGUCGCGUUCUCGCCGGACGGCCAGCGCGUGGCAUCGGGCUCGCACGACAACACCAUCAAGAUCUGGGAUACGGCAUCGGGAUCCUGCACACAGACGUUAGAGGGCCAUGGCAGCUGGGUCAUGCCGGUCGCGUUCUCGCCGGACGGCCAGCGUGUGGUAUCGGGCUCGCACGACAGGACCAUCAAGAUCUGGGAUACGGCAUCGGGAUCCUGCACACAGACGUUAGAGGGCCAUGGCGACUCGGUCAUGUCGGUCGCGUUCUCGCCGGACGGCCAGCGCGUGGCAUCGGGCUCGCACGACAACACCAUCAAGAUCUGGGAUACGGCAUCGGGAUCCUGCACACAGACGUUAGAGGGCCAUGGCAGCUGGGUCAUGCCGGUCGCGUUCUCGCCGGACGGCCAGCGUGUGGUAUCGGGCUCGCACGACAACACCAUCAAGAUUUGGGAUACGGCAUCGGGAUCCUGCACACAGACGAUAAAUGUUGAUUCAGUUGCUACCCAUCUAUCGUUCGACCAUACCAACGCUUAUAUUAACACGAAUAUCGGGCGUAUCCAAAUAGCCACGGCUACCAUAGAAAGUCCAAAUCAGCUAAGUAGUCCGUUCUUGGCUGUUACUCAGGAAGUGUUAUAA